Messenger RNA from Salvelinus fontinalis (brook trout), 2641 nucleotides. Its product is annotated as high affinity choline transporter 1-like. The coding region runs from base 38 to 1714 and encodes 558 amino acids. Gene Ontology annotation, molecular function: choline:sodium symporter activity. The transcript is spliced from 9 exons. The record is from RefSeq and is a predicted model, not a curated record. Gene Ontology annotation, biological process: choline transport; transmembrane transport; acetylcholine biosynthetic process. NCBI's taxonomy places the organism in Eukaryota, Metazoa, Chordata, Actinopteri, Salmoniformes, Salmonidae. Gene Ontology annotation, cellular component: plasma membrane.
UUGCUUCGGUGAGAAGAGGAAGGAGAACAAGGUUAAAAUGUCUCUGAACGUUCCGGGCCUGAUCGUCAUGGCGAUCUUCUACUUGCUGAUCCUAGGCACGGGGAUCUGGGCCUCGAUGCGCUCCAAGAAGGUGGAGAGGAAGUGUACCGGGUCGGACGGGAUGGAGAUCACGCUGCUUGCCGGACGCAACAUCAACCUUUUGGUGGGGAUCUUCACUCUGACUGCUACGUGGGUUGGAGGAGGGUUUAUCCUGGGUAUAGCGGAGGCUGUCUACAACCCCACCCUGGGUCUGGUCUGGGCUCUGAUGCCAGUCCCCUACAUACUCACCUUCUUCCUGGGUGGUUUUUUCUUCGCCAAGCCAAUGAGGGAAAACAAGUAUGUGACGAUGAUGGACCCGUUCCAGAUAAAGUAUGGCAACGUCCUGAGCAGCCUGCUCAUCUUCCCAGCGCUCAUUGCAGACGUCCUGUGGGUCGCUAGGACGCUGGUCAGCCUAGGUGGCACUAUGAGUGUGAUUCUGGACCUGCCCUAUGUCUACUCCAUCUGUAUCAGCUCUGUGGUGGCCAUCAUCUACACUCUACUGGGAGGACUCUACUCUGUAGCCUACACCGACGUCAUCCAGCUCAUCCUCAUCUUCCUCAGUCUGUGGAUCUGUGUGCCAUUUAUGAUGACCAACCCAAACUCCAUGGACAUCACUCUGACCGCAUUCAACGAAACGUUCCAGGCCCCAUGGGUCGGCAAGCUGGAGCUGAGAGACGCGGGGAAGUGGAUUGACGACUUCAUGGUUCUGGCUCUGGGAGGCCUGGCCUAUCAGGCCUUCUACCAGAGGAUCCUAUCAGCGUCGUCCUACACCCAGGCUCAGGUCACCUGCUUCGCCUCCUCAGCUUUCUGCCUGGUGCUGGGCAUCCCGUCUGUCUUGGUGGGGGCUGUCGCUGCAUCCACAGACUGGAACCUGACUAGCUAUGGUUCUCCGACCCCAUACGAGCGCGGCCAGGCCGGAUCCAUCCUCCCCAUCGCCCUGCAGUACCUCACCCCCUCCUACGUCUCCAUCAUCGGCAUUGGGGCCGUCGCUGCCGCCGUGAUGUCAUCCAUGGACUCCGCUCUCCUCAGCUCCGCCUCCAUGUUCUCCUCCAACAUCUACAAGAAUAUCAUCAGGAAUCAGGCCUCAGACAGGGAGAUGCAGUGGGUGAUCCGUAGCUCGGUGGUGGUGUGUGGCCUGGCGGGGACGGCCCUGACCUUCCUGGAUAACAGUGUUCUGGUUUUCUGGCUGGUGGGCGUUGACAUGUCAUACACCAUCAUGUUCCCACAGCUUGUCUGUGUCCUCUUCUUCAAGGUGUCCAACGGUUACGGUGCCAGUGUGGGGUAUUUCCUAGCGUUGGUCCUCCGUAUCCUGAGUGGGGAACCCCUCAUCAACCUUCCCCCUGUCAUCCACUUCCCUGGGUUCAGGAAGGACGCGGAGGGCGUGAUGACCCAGUUCUUCCCGUUCCGUACCACCAUCAUGCUGACGUCUCUCUGCUCCAUCCUCAUCACCUCCUGCGUCACCUCCGUCAUCUUUAACAAGGGGCUGCUGUCGGAGAGGUGGGACGUGUUUCAGAUCAAGAGGUCGCAGGCCAAAGUCACGGCGCUGACCAAGCUUAAGAAAGAGGAGAGUAAAAAGGACUACGCGAAGGCCAAGGAGGCGGUGGUGAACAAACAGCUUCUGGACACCAGCUGCUGAACAGGGGAGAACGAUGGAAACUGAGGACGGCCAUAUUGAGGCAAAGGGUUUCGUUGGUCGGGCGGACAUUUUGUGUUUCUGCUGAGGACUCGGAAGGAUUUGGAGACGGGAGGAUGGUCGAAAACACGCAACAACAACAACAAAAAUAACCCCCAUUAUGACAUCAUGUGGUCAUAAAACAUUGUGUUGCUGGUAAAAAUGACCAGACACUUGGCAGUUUCCAGUGACCCGGGUUAAUUAGACAAAAGCAAUGUCGCAAAGAAAAACGGCAGCUCUACGAGAAACGUUCUAAUGAACGACAACAUUUCCUUUUCCACAGAGGUGGAGUUUUAUUUUGUCUGACUUUCUUUAUUGAGACAAAUGAUCGAAAUUAUCGUGUUUUUCUAAUAAACGAUGAUUGCUGAAUACUUUUGAAGGUACGCGGGGCACGUGAUGUCAUCACAUCACUAUAAAGCAGUUUAUACCCCACAGUUCAUUCUAAAUGCUGACUGCUUGCUAAAUCUAUUUCUAAACUAUAAAAGAAAAUACUGUUUCUUUGCAGGACAAGGAUUGUCUUGACUUUCAAGAAAGCCUGAAUUGCUUUGCUUUGCUUUGCUGAUUGGCUGAAUGCAAGUUUCACCAUCUUAGCCCCUACACCCUAGACGUCAAACUCAUUCCACGGAGGGCAGAGUGUCUGCAGGUUUUCGCUCCUUCUACUUGAUUGAUGAAUUAAGGUCACUAAUUUGUAAGGAAUUCCCUUCACCUGGUUUUCGAGGGCUUAAUUGAAAGGAAAAACCUAAAACCAGCAGACAACUAGGCCCUCCAUUGGAAUGAGUUUGACACGCCUGUCCUAGACACUCCUGUCCUAGACACUCCUGUCCUAGACACUCCUGUCCUAGACACUCCUGUCCUAGACACUCCUGUCCUAGACACUCCUGUCCUAGACAC